This is a messenger RNA of Oikopleura dioica, 1800 nucleotides long. NCBI's taxonomy places the organism in Eukaryota, Metazoa, Chordata, Appendicularia, Copelata, Oikopleuridae. The record is from the annotation of a GenBank genome assembly.
AUGAGCUUCUUUACUGACAGUUUUUCCCUUUAUCGAAAGAAUGUAAAAUUGGCCGAUGAAAAAGACAAGGCGAAUGCGUCCUUUGAAAUCGACGGAGGUAACCUUUUCCUAGCCAGUAACGAAGAGCUGGAUUGGGAUUUUUAUAGCAGAAUCGAAGAGCUACACACUCUUGGUGCAGUUGCUUUCCACUUAGCGAAUUCACUUGUCUUUGAUAUUGGUUCAACAUCGAAACCACGACUGUCUACUCAAUAUGUUGAUGCUUCAGCAUGGGGCGAACUUGUUACAGUGUCUUCUGUUGUAGAAGGAAACGGUAGGAAAUAUGGAGUGCUUGGAAUUGAUCUUACCUUUUUGACACCAAUGACCAAAUUGAACAAUCCGCUAUUUGAAAAUAUCUUUGGAGGCGCAUUCAAAUCAGAAGUCUUUUUCCUUGACCAGCUGGGACAAGUUAUUUAUCAUCCUAGAAUUGGAGGCCCGGAAUUUCCUAGAACUUGGAAUCGAGAAAAAGUUUCUUAUAAAGAAAUCCAUUCAAAGUUUUACAGCGAUUUAUAUGAAACAGAAUUUAUUGACGACAUCGAAGAGAUUCUUCUGAACUUUGAAAAUAAGCCUGAAAAGACUGUGAGGAGAAAAGAAAGCUAUGAAAUUCAUGUGCUCCUAGACAAAUCACCUGGACUCAUUAUGAUUGUUCAGUUUCUAAACGACGAGAAAGAAGAGAUUCGAAAUCUUACCGCUGACAUCGAAGAUGGAUUCAUAGGGGUUGAGACGGUCAAGAAACCGACUGAUUGUACAAUAUUCCUUGGCUACGCUGUAUGCUACGAAAAUGUCGAUUUCCCAAUUAUUCUUCUCGAUGCCGUGAACGAAACAAUCAGAUUUGGUAGUAAUCCGGACUUCUCUCAAAAUAGGAAUUCUGCAGACAGCGGCAAUUUCAAUAUUUUAAGUGGCGGGAAAGAUGCAUACAAUAAAAAUUUGAAAACGCCUAGUUUUGCUAUCGAAGAUUCAAGAGAACUUCUUCUGCAGCCAACAAGGCUCACGAAGAAUGCAAAGCGAGAUCUGUCAAUAUUCAAGGACCUUCCUAGUAUAAUGAAAACAAAGUUUGGUAAUUAUUCUGAGAAAGAAAAUAUCCUCCGUAUCUUCGCGUCGACGGCCACUGGUCUUUUCUAUUCAUACCCUCACUGGAACAUCAACCCUGAUUACUAUGCUGGUGGCGAGGAUUGGGUGAAGAAUGCGACACUUGAUUCUGUAUUUACAGAAGAACUCUUCAAUCGCUCCGUAAGAAGAAUGUCUCGAGCGUUUUCUGGCAAAGAUUCGAAAGGCGUCCGAAUCGUUAUUGGGAUAGACGUGGUUCUUUCAAUCGAGAAUAUUUAUAAAUUGUCUGAAUCUGAAUAUGCUUCAACGACAUAUUUGAACAGCACCCAACAGCUUUGCUUGGGACAAACUUGCGACUGUCUAAAUUACCAAAACCUUGAAUUGCCACCUUUUAUAACAAAAUGUGGCAAAAUUCAAGAUCAAAAUGAAUGCGAGAAAAAUAUCUUUUGCGAUUUUGCAGGAAAAUGUCAAAUAAAGAAGAGAUUUGUUAAAAAUCGUGAUUUCUUCAAUUCCCGAUGUGAAACGAGUUCAUAUGGAACCUGGAUGGCUGGUCUUAUUCCUUUGGCGAUUUCAAUUCUUCUUAUUUGUUCAGCGAGUUUUCUGAUAACCCGACAUCAUAAAAAUGAGCGGAUAAAGAUGAAGCAAAUGAAGGACUUGCCUAUUCCUGAGAAACAACCUUUCACUGAGAGAAUCAGCAAAUUAUUUCAAAUAAAGUGA